GAAAACACAAGUACAUCCAUCGAAACAACAUCAAUCUCUUCCUAAUAUCUUUUUCUCUCACCCAACUAAUAUAUUGACUGAGAAAUGGCGCAGCCGGCAGCGGUGGUUGACGGUGGUGGUGGGCCACCACAACAACAACAACCUCAACCUCAACCUCAGGGCAUGGGGCAGAUGGUCACCGGAAUAAUAAGAAUAGCUGUUAUAUAUUACUUUGCUUCCAAGUUUUUUUCACCCAGUAAACCUCAUGGUGGUGCUCCAGGCUCUUCCGAUCCUGCUAUUCAGAUCUCCAAUCUUUUUCAUAAAUCUGAAUCUUUGGAUAUGUGGUUUUAUCUCUCUGAACAUGAGAAGUUUAAUGAUUUCGGGAAUGAAGAGGCACUUAUAUGGCACGAAUCAAAUAUACCUUAUGCAGUUUGGACGCCAGAGAGCACUCGUACUCUUUCUUUGAAGUAUUAUCCUUCUGAGGCUUUAAAGCAUAAUGGGAGUGUAUUUGCCCACGUCUUCUUUGCACGUUCUGGAUUUCCAGUAGACCCUAAUGACCCUGAAUACCAGCCGUUGUCUGCAUUUGGACUGAAACAUCCUAUCGUGACAUACUUGCCAAAGUCAAAAGCAAACAAAAAGAAGAGCCUAUUGGGGAACUCCAAAGACAACAUUGAGGAUGUUGCAGUCUUUGAGGUUGAUGAUGAACCUCAAGCUGAUUCAAAGGAUGAUGGUCCUAUGGAUUCAUAUUGGAAACCAAAUAUCACUGUUAACCUGGUUGAUGAUUUUUCGAAGUACUCUCAACGUGCAAUUCCACCGAAUGUUGCUCCUCACAUGAAUAUUGAACCCACCUCGGGGAACUAUUAUCCAACUGUCUUCUUCAACGAGUUUUGGUUACUUAGAGAUAAGCUUAUAGCAAUCAAUGAGACAGUGAUGGAGUUGCCCCUUCAUUUGGAAGUGGCUCCUAUAAGCAUGACAAAAUGGCAGUUAUUUCUUCAAAUUGAUCAAUCAUUCCAGAUUCAUCGCAGUUAUGGUAGUAUGCUUGAAGGAGAAGCCGAUGAGCUUAAGAGAGUGUUCGUGGAAGGAAAUCCAUAUCUCCUGGGAAUUACUAUGUUUGUAUCACUGCUUCAUUCAGUAUUUGACUUUUUGGCCUUCAAGAAUGAUAUACAGUUCUGGAACAAAAAUAAAUCUAUGGAAGGACUUUCUGCAAAAUCAGUGGUUGUGAGUUUUAUUUGUCAGUUAGUUAUCUUCCUCUACUUACUAGACAAUGAUACCUCUUGGAUGAUACUUGCAAGUUCUGGAAUUGGGGUCUGCAUAGAGUUCUGGAAAAUAGGGAAAGCAAUGCACAUUGAGGUUGAUAGAACUGGUAGCAUACCUAAAUUGAAGUUCAGCGAUAGGGAUUCUUAUGCAGGAAACAAGACAAAAGAAUAUGAUGAUCUUGCAAUGAAGUAUUUGUCGUAUGUACUUUUCGUACUUGUUGGCUGCUCUUCUGUAUAUUCACUCAUGUAUGAAACCCACAAAAGCUGGUACUCAUGGAUCCUCUCAUCACUUACAAGCUGUGUAUACAUGUUCGGUUUCAUUAUGAUGUGCCCACAGCUGUUCAUCAAUUAUAAGCUAAAAUCGGUUGCUCAUUUACCAUGGAGGCAGAUGACUUACAAGUUUCUCAAUACAAUUAUUGAUGAUCUAUUUGCCUUUGUAAUAAAGAUGCCAAUGCUACAUAGACUUUCCGUCUUCCGUGACGAUGUAAUAUUUCUGAUAUAUUUGUAUCAAAGAUGGGCUUAUCCAGUGGACAAAAAGAGAGUGAAUGAGUUUGGUUUUGGCGGAGAGGAUGAAGAUGAAACAGCCGUAGCCCUAACCUCGGUCUCUGGCAGUAGUACAGAGGAGAAGAAAACCAAGUGAGACUGGCUGACCUAAAAUAAUAUCAAGUUUUGAAAAGACUUUAGACUAUAGAUUAUUACAGUUUUUAAGAUUAUUUUGUUUUGACUGUGAUUGACUUUAUCUAAACAUGUUGAUCUUGAUAUUAUUAAAUUCAAGUAGAAAAGAAGGUACAACUUAUGUAGUUUUAGAUUACGAUUGUCCAUUUUUCAUCUAUUUGCAUAAUAUCUAAUUAUUUCUAUUAA
Erigeron canadensis is the source of this 2096-nucleotide messenger RNA. RefSeq names its product cleft lip and palate transmembrane protein 1 homolog. The record is from RefSeq and is a predicted model, not a curated record. The coding region runs from base 85 to 1875 and encodes 596 amino acids. Gene Ontology annotation, cellular component: membrane; endomembrane system. The transcript is spliced from 12 exons. Lineage: Eukaryota; Viridiplantae; Streptophyta; Magnoliopsida; Asterales; Asteraceae.